Colletotrichum higginsianum IMI 349063 is the source of this 1140-nucleotide messenger RNA. RefSeq names its product Endoglucanase-5. NCBI's taxonomy places the organism in Eukaryota, Fungi, Ascomycota, Sordariomycetes, Glomerellales, Glomerellaceae. Gene Ontology annotation, molecular function: cellulase activity. The transcript is spliced from 5 exons. Gene Ontology annotation, biological process: carbohydrate metabolic process. The record is from RefSeq and is a predicted model, not a curated record. The coding region runs from base 1 to 1140 and encodes 379 amino acids.
AUGCGUUCUGUUACCGUCUCCAGCUUGGUUGUUUUCAUACAUUUGCUCACGGCUACUUUGGCUGCGUCUGGGGCUGGGAAAUCCACUAGAUACUGGGACUGCUGCAAGCCAUCUUGCGCGUGGCAGCAAAAGGCAUCCGUCAACCGUCCAGUUCUAACCUGCGACAAGAAUGAUCUCCCUCUGGAUCCUGACGCCAAAAGUGGCUGCGAAAGCGGUGGUUCUGCAUACACAUGCACCAAUCAAGCUCCUUGGGCCGUCAACGAUCUUGUGUCCUUUGGAUUCGCAGCUACAGCUAUCAGUGGCGGUACCGAGGCUAGUUGGUGUUGCGGUUGCUACGCCAUAACGUUCACAUCCGGCAAAAACAAGGGCAAGAUUAUGGUUGUGCAGUCUACCAAUACAGGCGGUGACUUGGGCAGCAACCACUUCGACAUCAUGAUGCCCGGCGGCGGUCUGGGGAUAUUUGACGGCUGCACGAGCGAGUUCGGAUUCCAGUUUCCUGGCGCUCGUUACGGCGGUGUCUCGAGCCGUAGCGAGUGUUCUUUCCUGCCUGCCAAGCUCCAAAACGGUUGCCAAUGGAGGUUCGAUUGGUUCAUGAACGCGGACAACCCGAGCUUGUCCUUCACUCAGGUUCAGUGCCCAUCAGAGUUGGUGGCCCGGUCAGGCUGUCGCCGCUCCGACGAUGCCAGCUUCCCUGCCUUUCAAAUGCCGACCAACACAAAAUGGGAGCCGCCGCAGCCCACCGAAACGGCGGGGCCACACGAGCAAUUAUUGGCAAUGCGUUCAAGGCACCAAUCCCACGGCGUCGUCGUCGUCGUCGAGUUCAAGAGCAUCUUCGACGACGACGACGACGACGACGACAACGACAAGCGCAAGCCUGCCGGCCUCCACUACGGCGACUUCUCAAGCGAUCUCAACCAGCAGCCACACAUCCUCCACAUCCAGCUCCGCAUCAGUCAUAUCCACGACAAAGUCCGUCCCGGUGGGGGGGACGGCAUCCGUCUGGGCUCAGUGCAACGCCAGCUCCUGGCCCACGCCUUCAGCAUGCGCCGCUGGUGCGGCCUGCGUGUCGUUGAACCCGUUCUAUUGGCAGUGCCAGCCUACUGGACUAUGAGGUGGACAAGAAUCCAACCUUCACAAUAG